AUGAGACUAGCGCUAGCUCAGUCUGGGGAGUUACUUGCCAAGAUUGAAGAGAAAGCCAAGAGUCAGAAUGCUAUGAUUGACCAGCUGAGACAAGAACUGCAACAGGCCGCCGAAACAGCAAAAGCCAACAAUGCAAGUUUGGGAAGACAGGUAGCUUCGCUCGAGGCGGCUACAAAUGACCACUCUGAUAAGAUAACACAGCUUGAGAAAGACGUGUCAGCGAUGAAAAAACAGAUGGACAUUCUGAGAGCACAGAACGAUGACCUCGAUGUCCGCUCACGGCGCUGUAACCUACGUGUCACUGGUAAUAAAGAGGGAUGUGAAGUCGGUGAACGCCCGGUCAAAUUUAUGGCCCGGCUGCUCGCGGCGUCUCUGCGUUUGGAUGAGGCUCCGCUGCUGGACAUGGCGCAUCGGUCACUACGGAGGAGGCAGGAAGAUGGGCUCCCUCCCAGGGGGAAAGACUCUAGGGCUGCAGAUAAGACUGUUGCCAUGGUCCUGAAGGAGAUACCCAGUAAGGCGUCAUCAGAAGGGAAGCCCCUCCUCACAGUGACUACCAAGGACCUCUUCAGAAUGGACACAGAGUCGUGUUGGUUGGCCAGCACUGGAGAAGGAGGACGGGCGCCCACCAUCGCCUGUCUCAGUGGGGCUGGUGACCAGUUGGUGAGUGAGCAACAAGAGAGCCGCCCCCUCCUAAGCCCCUCCAUCGACGAUUUUCUCUGCGAGACCAAGUGUGAUGGGCUUUCCCGCCCAGUGACUUCCAACACAGCUGUUCUGUCUUCAACACUGGACCUGCUGGAUCUGAGUGAACCUGGUGAUAGGAAAACCAUCAAGAACAGGAGGAGUCCGCUGUCGUCCCGCGGCAACAGCCUGAAGAAAAACGCUCACAGGAAGAAGACGGAUGAGACCGAGCUGAUCCAGGUGGAAAUAGAACAGACAGGACCAAGCAUGAGAACCCCUGAGAGGGCGUCCAUAGAUUCAGUGACGAUUGGUUCACCAUUGGAUAAAUGGGAAGAGCUGAACCCAAACCCUGAAAGGAAUGGCAACAGGAAAUGGAAGUUAGAAAGAAGGCGUUCUUCAAAAAACUCCUCCAAUGAGUUUCUCUGGUCCAUCGACUGUAAAUCCCAAUUAGAGCCAUCGAAUAAGAACUCCCUAGAAGUAAAUACCAAAGCGGAUCCAGAGGCUGCCCUAGCAUCUCAACUCAACAGGCAGUAUAUUAGUGGAAGACAUGCUCGCCUAAAUAAGGAGCAGCGGUUGGGCAGCGCCCUCUUGUCCAGGAAUCAGUCCCUGGAGGAGGAGUUUGAGCGAGCCAAAGCUGCUGUUGAGUCAGACACAGAGUUCUGGGAUAAGAUGCAGGCGGAGUGGGAAGAGCUUGCUCGGCGGAACUGGCUGACAGAAAACGAGCAGGCGCAGAUUCCCUCCAGUGUCUCUCCGCAUGAGAAGGGUUACUACUUCCACACAGAUAAUCCAUAUAAGGACUUGCCUAACGCAUUUGAAGAGGGACAAAAGAAGUCCAAAGAGGGAGAUUUGCCAAACGCCGUUCUUAUGCUGGAAGCUGCUGUCCUGCAGGACCCUCAUGAUUCAGAGGCUUGGCAAGUGUUAGGGACCACCCAGGCUGAAAAUGAGAACGAACAGGCGGCCAUCGUCUCCCUACAGCGGUGUUUGGAGCUCCACCCAAACAACCUCCCAGCCCUCAUGGCUCUGGCAGUGAGCCUGACCAACACGGGUAUGCGCAACGAUGCCUGUGAGGCCCUGCUCCGCUGGCUGCGGCACAAUCCAAAGUACAAACACCUGCUGAAGGGAAAGACACAACUGAUCGGAUCCCCAAACUCUCAACGAAGGAUGUCACAUGUUCUUAACAUGGGAAGACAUGAAAGCUCCCUGCAACCCGAGGUCAAGGAGCUCUUUCUGGAAGCAGUUCAGCACAACUCUGACAGCAUCGACCCGGAUUUACAGACGGGCCUUGGGGUGCUCUACAACCUCAGCGGAGAGUUCAACAAAGCUGUGGAGGCCUUUAAUACAGCGCUAUCAGUGCGGCCCGAGGACUACUUGUUGUGGAAUCGCCUUGGAGCCACGCUUGCAAAUGGGGACCGGAGUGAGGAGGCCGUGGAGGCGUACACACGAGCCCUGAAGCUACAGCCAGGAUUUAUCAGGUCUCGCUACAACCUGGGAAUCAGCUGUAUUAACCUCGGAGCUCACCGAGAGGCAGCCAGUAACUUCCUGACAGCCUUAAGCCUUCAGAGGAAAAGCGGGAGUCGCCAGCAGAACCACCAGGUGAUGUCUGGAAACAUCUGGGCUGCUCUGAGGAUAGCUUUAUCCAUGAUGGACCAGCCCGAGCUCUUCCAGGCUGCAAAUAUUGGUGACCUGGAUCUUCUCAUGCGAGCCUUCAAUUUAGACAUCUGAGGAGUGGGUGGUACUAACAGUAGCAGCUCAUCCUCACUUCUUGAUUUCAGCCAAAGACCAAAGUGCACACAUCAGAAUGGAUCAAAACUGGUGUUACAGACAAGAGUGUGAUUUUUAUGCAUGUCAAAGUUAACUACAGACGUCAAAGUUGUUAUAUUUUUGUCUCAAGUACCUUGGAGCAGGUCUGAGGACAGGUUCUUCCAAGUAGUGACUGCUUUGUGAUGGAUUUGCACUGCAAUUUGUGAUUUCCCUGAAGAGCACAAGGACGGGCAAAGAUUGUAUGAGCAAUGCCUUAGAGAACACAUCAAUUAAAAACUGACUCAUCCAGUGGAACAGAGCUAAGCCAGUGGAGACGUGCAGACAGACAGUUCCAGCAGAGUCUCACAGAGGAACCUUCACUUGCUGCUUUGCAGAGAAAAGAGGAGGUCUCGAGGAAAAAAAAAAAAGGUUUCGUUAUCCAAUUACUUUCAAAGACUCGAGACUGUCUCACCCUCCUGAAGGAUGGAUUUAGUGAGCAAGUGAUAAAGACUGCACCAUAUGACCUGGAACUCCAGAUUCAAUUCCUGGCUUGUUUUCAUCCUCUUUCAACAGACAAUGAUACUGCAUGAAAAGCAUUUUCAUAAAUGGAUCCUUGUUAAAAAAUUAACAUACUUUGAGAAGUUUUCCCUUUGCACUUCAGACAAACAGAUAACUUCCUCAACCCAAGUGGAAUGUGCAAGCCAGGUUGUAAAGCCUUACUCUAAUGCAUGCGAACAACAAUAUUUAUUUAUACUAUUUUUAUUGCAACACAGUAACACUAAGCCAUGUUCAGACUGAUUUUGAUUUCUUUAAAUAACUGUCGUCUUUUGAACUUGAAAGCUGUCUGAGCCAUUUAUUUUUAUUUAUUUUUUCAGUCUUGGCUCCUGGCUUUUGUUUGUUCCCUUUAUGCUGACUGUCAGGAGAAAUACAGAAAAUCUGGGCAACACUGAUCUGUCAAACCUUCAUUUGUGUGAAAACUUUCAGAGUUCUCUCUGAUGAAAGAAAGUUUGACAGGUCUAAAAAUAUCUCUGUCCGCUUAGGAUGGCUUUAGUAGCCUAUACAUCAUUCUCUCAUUUUCCUAACAGAAUUCAAUACAGCUUAAUAGCAUUACAGGUAAAAAUAAAUGUGUAGCUGCAAGCCAAGACCUUAAAGAGCUUUGGAUAUUUCCUAAUGCAGUCAUUUGUAUCUUCGCUGCGGCUCUGCGGGCAGGGAAGCUCACACAUUUAAUUAAAUCAGUUUGCCUCAGCCAUCAUGCAUGAUUUAAAUAUUUGUGUAAGCUUGAGCAGGAUGCUGCACAUAUUUGAAAUGUUUUUGCGCCACCGUCUGCGAACUUUAAUUUACAUAAUGAUUAUAGAAAACAUUUAGUUAUCCUGCAACCAAAAAACAUGUUUGUAAGGAGACAUUUCUUUCAGAAGAUGUUUUUGUUGUUGUUGCAAAACCUCAGAAGCAAAGUUAUUUUCUUAUAACACACUUUUUGGCAAAUACCCUCUUCUGUGUCACUAGUCACUCUGUGCACUGAACACCAACAGAGUCAAGUAAAGGAUAGAUAAUCUGCUGUACUUUAUAGCUCAAGACCUUGCUGGUUUGACAGGUGUUGUCCACAGCCUGGGUGUGCUGGAGGAAGUGGGUUUCUAUAUUCAGAUCCUAUGCAAAAAGGUCAUGUUUUAUGUUGCCAUUCAGAUUGUCAGCUUGGUCUUGUCUGCCUUAGCAGACCAAAAAGAAGUGGUGAUUCAGUGCUUUGAGAGAAUGCUAUCAGGGGAAACCAGAGACCAGUUCAAGAGCCAUUCAUUUCCCAAACUGUAGCACUUUGAUGCCAUGGUCUGAAUAGGAAGAAGUGCUUCAUUAGGAAACUGGGGAACAAAAAAAAGAGAGAAACAGAUACAAACACACACACACACACACACACACACAGACAAAGCAUCCACCUGAACUGCAGCCUUCAUGUUUUAUACCCACAUGGUAGAACAAUAUGUCUUUGGCCUCCAUUUCUCCCACCAAAUUCAAACUGUACAUCAAACUUUGCCAUCUGAUACAUUCCACAUGUCUGCUGCAUUUGUUCUCCCAGAAACUCACCUUGGAUGCACUGAGAAGAAAACUGUUACUGUUUCUCUCAAUUACAAUAAUUGGAUUGAAACAGAACAACUAACAUAAAGGUUAUGAAGUUAUAAAGGCUGAAGCUGUAGUAAGACAUCAAAAAAAAAAGUUUGCAGAGAGUUGCUGUGGCCAUCCAUAAUGUUUAAUAGAUCAUGGAGGCAGAGGAACCCAUUGAGACACAAGCAAGUAUGUGCAUGCCAUCUGCAUGCUGACAGUGGUCACACAAUGGCAAAGGAAACAACGUCAAAGCAAGGUGAAAAUGUACUCACUGUCUAAGAGACUUUAUUUUGCUGAGGUUAUUUGAAUAAUAUCCAAUAGUCCUGUUAAGUAUUUCCUCAUCAUUUGGACCCUGAAUAAUAUUAUUUCCAGAGCAUAGCUCAAUUUAUGGAAAAGUUAGUCUGUUCAUCCAGCACUUUGGUUAAGACAGAAAUAUCUCGGAAACUGUUUGGUUGACUGACAUUCACAUUCCAGAGUGCAUUAAUCCACGUAAAGUUGGUGAUCCUCUGAUUUCAGAUCUUGAUGCCUGAGUGCAGCAUAGCACAGUUGCUAGCAUAGUUUAAUUUUAUGGUACAUGUUCAGUGCUUCAUCUGUUUCAGGAAAGUGUUUGUUUCUAUUGACAACAUCCACCUCAGUCAUGUAUGGUGUAUGUGUGCUAACGCUGCUGGGUGAAGGCGCUCUGAGGAGAAAUGUUCAGCAAACGUUCAUUUUCAUUUGUAUCAGAACAGAGUCUCAGCACGUCCAACACCUACAUCCACUUUUCUUUCCAUAAUUCAUAACUCAACCUGUUUGUAAUAAAUGUAUGAGAUACCUGGAGGUUAUACGUCGGGCCAGCCUCCCUCCAUUUUUCAUCAUGAACACAUUUCCUCUCAGCUGUCCUUUGAGUCAGUGAACUUUAGAAUUUCAAACAUGAUGUCUGUUUAAAUUGUGAUUUCUGAAUCAACUCUAGUUUCUUAUGAGGUUGUAGGCCUUUGCUUUUUUGCAUUUGUAGUCGUGUUAAAGAAAAAAAAAAGAAACUUAUUUUUUUAAAGAGAUCUUAACUUGCUAGCUAACAGUCAAACUUCUACUGUGCACAUCAUACUGCAGUGCAUUUUAAUAGGAUGCCUGGUGACGUUUUCUUUUUGUAGAACCUUCCUACUUUUGGACCCUCUCAGGUGAACUGACCUAGCUUAACGCAUGCUUUGGGGAAAAAAAAAAAACAGAUCAAGGUUGAUCGCAUGCUAGAUGAUUUACAUUUUUUUUGAAUGCUUUUUUUGUUUGUAUGCAUGAAAUACAUGGAAGUGCUUUCUUUCUCUCCAACUUACUUAAAGAAAUGAACUAUAUCAUGAAGUUUCCUUGCAAUAUUUCUACAAUGAACUUUUAAAAUUCUGUAACCUUGACAAAAAGUGAUGUAUGUAUUCAGUAUAUAUUCGACACAAGAUGCUUUUUUCUUGCAAAGAACUAGCGAGUGUGCAAGGCUUGAGCUGAGAAAUACUGGCACAUUGCUAGAAACUGGUUGUAGUUAUAUGCUGUAGAAAUGUUGUAAUUAUGACUUCUACACAUUAGAAAUGUACUCGUAACCUUUUAAAGAACCCCAACAUAUACAAUCCAUGCUUUUUAAUGUUCAAACUAAACAUAUUUUCCAUAAAUUGUUAUGAACACUUCCACAAAGUUUCAGUCAUCUUUUCAUUGUUAUUAAAUGUCAUCUUUUUUCAGCUCUAAAAGGUCAUUAGUUCUGGUUGCUCAUGUGGAUAAAUGUUUUUUAGUUUAAUUCAAAUAUUCAAUUGACAAAAAAUAAAAUGCAUAAUAAAACAUAUAGUGUCUAAAAUAAUCCUUCCCUCAUUUCUAUAAUAAUAGAGUUCCCUGCAGGUCAUAUAUGUUCAAUCUAGCCUGUUAUGUGAUGGGUAAUCAAUUUAAAGGAAAUCAACUUACUGCCUUUGAGCUUGACUGAGAAAAUUCUUAUUGGUUAACUGUGGAUUUAAGGAAUCUCAUGCUUUUGAGACAAGAUAUUUUAAAUAAAAAAAACACAUUGUGGAGGGACAUUUUGAUGUGAAAAGAAAUCUGCAAUUAACUACACUAUUCUGUUUGUUUAGCUUUAUGAUUUUUAAACUUUAUUGCUGCAUAUAUAUUUAUCAAGUAGCCUAUAUCUUUGUGCUUUGGCAUGUGCACAUAAUGAUCUAUGGAUGAGUGUAGUCCUCUUGCAUUUAAUAUCAUGCUCAGGCUCUAUAAAGUAUUUCUAAAAUGUUAUGAACAGCGUCCUCAGUUGGGGUUCGUAAAGGUUAUCAGUACAUGCUGUGUACAUUUCAGUCUUCACUCCUUUUAUUCAACAUGUGUAGUUUGUUCUGGUUUAUUUAUCGAUGCAUCACAAAUGUAUGAAUAAAAUGAUAUUUUGAUGAAUGAACCUAGAAAUGAUAUGCUUUAAUUUGUUUAUUGAAACACCUACUGUAAUGCAUAUUACUCCCUGUAUAACCACAAGGAAAGCAUUAGCACCUUUGAAACAUACAAUA
Labrus bergylta (ballan wrasse) is the source of this 6995-nucleotide messenger RNA. NCBI's taxonomy places the organism in Eukaryota, Metazoa, Chordata, Actinopteri, Labriformes, Labridae. The record is from RefSeq and is a predicted model, not a curated record.